AUGGACAUCAAUAACUACAUAAAACGAGAAGCAGAGACAAAAGGAGAGGAAAAGAAAAAGACUUGUCCAUUUUAUGAAGAGCUGGUGAGCAGUUGGGCAUUCAGAGUAAGAGGAAAUGCGCCGGUCCGCCUGCUGCCGGAGGGAGGCAUGGGCAUCCGCCACAGCUCCACCUGCAAGGGUCGGUGCUCGAGGGUUCCCGACGCCACCUGCUGUUCUUUUCUCCCUGAGCCUGAUGAGGACUGUCUUGCAUUUCCAGCACCUAAGGUCUGCGAUGCCUGUAAAAACAAAAAUGAAGAUGACAAUGACAUUGUGGAAAACCUCUGCAAAAAUGACUUUGCCUUGAAGAUAAAAGUGAAGGAGAUUGCCUACAUCAAUGGGGAUACCAAGAUCACCCCUGAAACAAAGAGCAAAACCAUCUACAAGCUGAACGGGCUGACGGAAAGGGAUCUGAGGAAGAUCGUACUCUGGCUCAAAGGCGGCCUCCAGUGUACCUGCGACGAGAUGAACGACAUCAACGUCCCCUACUUGGUGAUGGGGCAAAAGCAAGCUGGGGAACUGGUGAUCACCUCGCUGAAGCGGUGGCAGAAAGGGCAGCGGGCUUUUAAGCGGUUCUCACGCAGCAUCCGCAAACUGCAGUGUUAGUCACUCCUGCUCCGGCCACAUCCAGCAGCCGCCUCCAUCCUGAGCUCUCCAGCCCCCUACGCUCCCUUACUUUGGCCCCUCUGAGCCUCGGGUGCAGUGGGCGUGAGACACAGGGACCGUUCCCUGAGAGAGGAGGAAGGCCUCCAUUAUUGUACAUAGGUUGAAGUGUAAUAAAAAAUCAUGACUAUUUUUGGGAAGUAUUAAAGUAUCUUGCUUAAAGCUCUUUUUUUCUCUUUUUGAAUGCAAGUGUGACUUUGGUCAGAAGUUUUUCCCUCUUCAUUUUGAUAAUGCUGGUCAAUUUAUAUUGCUACUUCUCUGUAUACAUGCAUGUUUGUUGUGCAAAAGUAGGAGAUGCAAAGAAAGACAGCCACAUGUGUGACUGAACUGUCACAGUGGAUAUGACUUUUUCACUGAUGUGAAAUGGCUUGCCAUCUAUAUUAACACUAUAAAGGUCAUGUUACAACUCUUGCAUGUGAUACAUAGGCACCCAUAAGAGCGUAUUAACCAUUCUCACAUCUUUUUUUCCAGAAGUCUGAGCCCUUCCCUCUUAGAGAAAUGAACAAGUUUUGGAGCUGGUUGAUCUGAACGCAACUUUUGUCUUUUAAUUUUGCAAAUUAAACCAUCUGUAGCCUAAUUGUAAUAUACCUAGUGGUUAACCUGAAAGAGUUGUAAAAUAUUGCUUUAAUUAACCUUGUAAAUACUCCAGAUAAAUGUUAUAUUCUUGUAUAUAAACUUUACAUUAUAGUUUA
Messenger RNA from Struthio camelus australis, 1391 nucleotides. The record is from RefSeq and is a predicted model, not a curated record. NCBI's taxonomy places the organism in Eukaryota, Metazoa, Chordata, Aves, Struthioniformes, Struthionidae.